This is a messenger RNA of Acomys russatus (golden spiny mouse), 4116 nucleotides long. RefSeq names its product ATPase phospholipid transporting 8B3 (gene Atp8b3). NCBI's taxonomy places the organism in Eukaryota, Metazoa, Chordata, Mammalia, Rodentia, Muridae. The transcript has 27 exons. The record is from RefSeq and is a predicted model, not a curated record. The coding region runs from base 1 to 4005 and encodes 1334 amino acids. Gene Ontology annotation, biological process: phospholipid translocation; Golgi organization. Gene Ontology annotation, cellular component: plasma membrane. Gene Ontology annotation, molecular function: ATP binding; ATPase-coupled intramembrane lipid carrier activity; ATP hydrolysis activity.
AUGGAUGAUGUUCACCUUGGGGAAGACCUAGAUGAUAAUGGCAGAGAGUUCACCUGGGAGGUAAAAGCCAAUGACAGGACCUACCACAAGCAGUUCAAGAAGAAGGGCUUCCUGUGCUGGAGGCAGAAGAAGUACAAGACCAACGCCAUCCACACAGCCAAAUACAACUUCUUCUCCUUCCUGCCUCUGAACCUGUUCGAGCAGUUCCGUCGCGUGUCCAAUCUCUACUUCCUUUUCAUCAUCAUCCUGCAGAGCAUCCCUGAGGUCUCCACGCUGCCCUGGUUCACGCUUUUUGCACCUCUGGUCUGCCUGCUUAUGAUCCGGGCCACCCGUGACCUCGUGGAUGACAUCGGUCGGCACAGGAGCGAUAAGAUCAUCAACAAUAGGCCCUGUCAGAUCCUGAAGGGGAAGAGCUUCCUCUGGAAGAAAUGGAAGAAUCUGUGUGUGGGGGAUGUGGUGUGUCUCAGCAAAGACAGCAUCGUCCCGGCCGACUUGCUGCUGCUGGCCAGCACGGAGCCCAGUAGCCUGUGCUAUGUGGAAACUGCGGACAUCGACGGGGAGACCAACCUGAAGUUCAGACAGGCUCUGACAGUCACACACCAUGAACUUACUAGCCCGAAGAAAAUGGCUUCCUUCCAUGGUACAGUGACUUGCGAGGAACCCAACAGCCGGAUGCAUCACUUUGUGGGGAGCCUGGAAUGGAACAACAGGAAGUACCCACUGGACAUCGGGAACCUCCUCCUGCGUGGCUGCAAGAUCCGCAACACAGACACCUGCUAUGGACUGGUCGUCUAUGCUGGCUUAGAUACAAAGAUCAUGAAAAAUUGUGGGAAGAUUCACCUGAAGAGGACCAAGCUGGACCUGCUGAUGAACAAGCUUGUGGUUAUGAUCUUCAUGUCUCUGGUGAUGGUGUCCCUGUUGCUAACAUGUGGCUUCAACUUCAUGGUGAAAGAAAUCAAAUCCAAACACUUCUACUUGUCGAUACUGUACGUGCGCUCGGAGGCCAUGGAGUCUUUCUUCAUUUUCUGGGGCUUCCUCAUCUUGCUCAGCGUUAUGGUGCCCAUGGCCAUGUUCAUCAUCGCCGAGUUCAUCUACUUAGGCAACAGCUUCUUCAUCAACUGGGACGUGAGCAUGUACUACGAGCCCCUGGACAUGCCGGCCAAGGCCCGCAGCACCAGCCUCAACGACCAGCUGGGCCAGGUGCAGUACAUCUUCUCAGACAAGACCGGUACCCUGACGCAGAACAUCAUGACCUUCAAAAAGUGCUGUAUCAAUGGCUGCAUCUAUGAUUCAGAUGAUGAACACGGGACACUCCGGAAGCUGAACCCAUAUGCCUGGAACCGAUUUGCUGAUGGCAAAUUCCAGUUUUACAAUGAGGAGCUGGAAUACAUUGUGCGAAGUCAGGAGGACAAACUAGUGCGAGAGUUCUGGCGCCUGCUGGCCCUCUGCCACACCGUCAUGGUACAGGAGAAAGACAACCAGCUGUUGUACCAGGCCGCCUCCCCUGAUGAGGAGGCACUGGUCACCGCUGCCCGGAACUUUGGCUACGUGUUUCUGUCCCGGACCCAGGACACCAUCACCCUGGUGGAGCUGGGGGAGGAGCGGGUCUACCAGGUUCUAGCCAUGAUGGAUUUCAAUAGCGUUCGCAAACGGAUGUCCAUAUUGGUCCGGAAGCCAGAGGGGUCCAUCUGCCUCUACACCAAGGGUGCUGACACAGUAAUUUUGGAGCGUCUUCGUAAGAAGGGUCCCAUAGAGACCACCACAGAGGAAGUCUUGGCUGCCUUUGCAGAGCAGACCCUGCGCACCCUGUGCUUGGCCUACAAGGAGGUGUCGGAGGACGCCUACAAAGUCUGGGAACCGGAGCACCGGGAGGCCGCCCUCCUGCUGCAGAACCGCGCGCAGGCCCUGCACCAGGUGUAUAAUAAGAUGGAACAGAACCUCCAGCUGCUGGGCGCCACGGCCAUUGAAGACAAACUGCAGGACGGCGUUCCUGAGACCAUCAAAUGCCUCAAGAAGGGGAACAUUAAAAUAUGGGUGCUGACCGGGGACAAGCCAGAGACAGCGGUGAACAUCGGCUUCGCGUGCCAGCUGCUGUCGGAGAACAUGUUAAUUCUGGAAGAUAAGGACAUCAAUCUUUUACUGGAGAACUACUGUAACGGAAUAGACCAACAGAGAGAGUUCAAGGUGAUGAUUCACCACAACGUAGCCUUGGUCAUCAACGGAGAAUUCUUGGACCAGCUGCUUCUGUCCUUGCGCAAGGAGCCCCGAGCCCUGGUCCAGAACGCAGUUGUGGAUGAGGUCACCGAGGAGCAGGGUAUGUCCGCCAUGGACUUUCUCCAGGCGCGGAGGAUCUCACAGUUUUGGAAAAACUUUGGGCCCUCCCGGGGACCGUCCCAAUCAGCCGCCAGCAAGAUCCACGAGAGCCCGGAGGUGCGACGGGAGAGAGCCUUUGUAGACCUGGCUUCCCGGUGCCAAGCUGUCAUCUGCUGCAGGGUGACCCCCAAGCAGAAGGCCCUGGUGGUGGCAUUGGUGAAGAAAUACCAGCAGGUGGUGACGCUGGCCAUCGGGGAUGGAGCCAACGACGUGAACAUGAUCAAGACUGCGGACAUCGGCGUGGGGCUGGCGGGUCAGGAGGGCAUGCAGGCCGUACAGAACAGCGACUACGUGCUGGCCCAGUUCUGCUACCUGCAGCGGCUGCUCCUUGUGCACGGGCGCUGGUCCUACAUGCGCAUCUGCAAGUUCCUGCGUUACUUCUUCUACAAGACGGUGGCCAGCAUGAUGGCCCAGAUAUGGUUUUCCCUAUUCAACGGCUUCUCCGCGCAGCCCCUGUAUGAAGGCUGGUUCCUGGCUCUCUUUAACCUGCUGUACUCCACACUCCCAGUCCUGUACAUUGGUCUCUUUGAGCAGGACGUGACUGCUGAGAAGAGCCUAAAGAUGCCUGAGUUGUACGUGGCCGGCCAGAAAGAAGAGCUGUUCAACUACGGCAUCUUCCUGCAAGCUAUCGGCCACGGCAUCCUCACAUCCCUCAUCAACUUCUUCAUAACGCUUUUGGCCUGUCACGACAUGUCCAAGUUUGGCAGCUCGAGCGACUACCAGUCCUUUGGGGUACUGGUGGCAUUAUCUGGCCUGUUGUCCAUCACCCUAGAGGUCACUCUUAUUAUUAAGUACUGGACGUUGCUGUGCGUGGGCAGCAUUGUGCUCAGUCUCGGCUCGUACGUCCUCAUGACAAGUCUCACUCAGAGCCUGUGGCUGUACAGGAUCUCGCCAAAGACCUUCCCAUUCCUCUUUGCUGACUACAAUGUGUUCAGCCAGCCCUACAGCCUGCUGGUAAUCCUGCUCAAUGUGACCCUGAACACGCUGCCCAUCCUGGCCUGCCGCACAAUCCAUAGAACUGUCGUCUUGAAACUGCGCCCCAAGAAGGAAGAGGAGGUCCCAAGCGAAGAAGUGGCCAUUGAGCCAGCCAUGAGGCAUCUUCGUCGCGGGAUCCCAGCUCGCCGGUCCAGCUAUGCCUUCUCCCACCGCGAGGGCUACGCGAGUCUUAUUACCCAGGGCACCAUCCUUCGCAGGCCGACUGGGGAGCUGGACGGAGGCGACAGAGGUGGCGAGUCCCAGAACGAAUCUGAGGAAGACUUACCCUCGCUGCGCAAGGAGUCGCUGUUUAACCCACGGAGGAUCUCAUUCUUGGCCAAGAAGAGACUUCAGCACUUUGGGAGGGGGUCCCAGGAGGAAGUCCACAAUGUGGGCACUCAGACAGUGGAGGACCAGACCACUCUUCACUUGGACAGCUAUGCUCCCGGCAUUAAGAAGGCCCCUGCCAGCACAAGUACCACCUUGGGGUCACUUCAGGUGUCCUCUUCUGAAGAUCAGACCUUCCACACCGUGCCGUCCCACUACACGCUGGUGAGCCAGCCGGAACACUUGGACUUUAGGUCCUUGUCUUUGAGGGGUCCCCCCUGGAAGGGUUCCGUCUCUCCCAGCCGCCUAGAAGUCCCCACGAACCACUAGAGCCACAGCUUUAGUGAGCUAGAGGCCCCAGCGCGGCGCUGGGAGGUCCCCAGUCAUCCAGGACAGUAGAGAAGCCACCUGGAGGUGAGCAGAGAGGCCUGAGGUGGAGCC